This is a messenger RNA of Falco peregrinus (peregrine falcon), 1336 nucleotides long. It is a transcript of the gene HMGN1, whose product is annotated as high mobility group nucleosome binding domain 1. Lineage: Eukaryota; Metazoa; Chordata; Aves; Falconiformes; Falconidae. Gene Ontology annotation, biological process: chromatin organization. The record is from RefSeq and is a predicted model, not a curated record. Gene Ontology annotation, cellular component: nucleus; chromatin. The transcript is spliced from 6 exons. Bases 213 to 521 code for a protein of 102 amino acids. Gene Ontology annotation, molecular function: nucleosomal DNA binding.
GCCCCCCCCCCCCCGCCCCAAUCCGGCUGGAUCCUGUUGCGGUGCCGCUGGCGCUGCUGGGAUGGGGGGGGGGCAGUCUCCCUGCGCAGCGAGGCUGGCUCGCAGGCAGCCGCAGCGGCUCGCCGUGAGGCACCCAGCGUGCGCAGUAGCGGGCAGAGAGCCGCUGCAGCUCAGGGGGUCGCGGCCAGGAGCCGCUGCCGCGCAGUCUCGCCAUGCCGAAGAGAAAGGUGACGGUGGCCGACGGGGAGGCCCCCGAGGAGCCGAAGAGGCGAUCGGCGCGUCUGUCCGCUAAACCUGCUCCUGCUAAAGCAGAGCCGAAACCGAAAAAGCUGCCGGCAAAGGAUAAAUCUGAGGACAAGAAAGCUCAAUCAAAGGGGAAAAAGGGGCCUAAAGGAAAACAGACAGAAGAGACAAACCAAGAACAGACAAAGGACAACUUGCCUGCUGAAAAUGGGGAAGCUAAAAGUGAGGAGACCCCAGCAUCUGAUGCAGCAGUAGAGAAAGAAGCUAAGUCUGAGUAACAUCUGGUACCAAGUCUUUAAUUGGUGGUCCUUAUACCUUUCUUCUUGUACAAUUCAGAGGAAUAUUUUUAUCAACUAUUUUGUAAAUGCAAGUUUUUUAGUAGUUCUAGAAAACACAUUUUUAAAAAAGAGAAUCCCAACUCAACCCAUUUUUUUACAUAUUUAGAUAAGUGUAAAUGCUUUUUUUAAGUGGUAAAAUCAUGUACUGGUUGUCUGUUUUCUAUGAAACCAGAAAUUAAUGGCAUGUUACAUUAAGGAGAGGGCUCUGAAACCUUGAUGAGGCUUCACCUUCCAUAGACUGAGAGGGACAGUUUUUCUAUCCUGUUAAAUGAAGCAUAACACAGAUCAGACUUUGGAAUUCAUAACAGUAGGUUGAGAAUGUCUUAACAUUUUAGUUACUUAUCUUUAUGGUUGUACUAUCAGUAGAAUUGCUUAUCUAAUAAAACUGCUCCCUAUUGGAUUCCAUGCUCAGUGACGUAUAUCUGUGACAAAGUUAUUUUUGGUAGUUGCAGCUUUAUUUUUUUCCAACAUAUUUGUAGCUGUGAUGAGAAAGAUGGGAAACUUGUAUCUUCAAGUACUGACUUAAGUAAAAAUUUUUGCUUGGCAGAUGUAACUUGUUAUGGAACUUCACAUUCAGUUUUAAAGGACAGCUUGUCUACAAAGAUCAAACAAAAACCAUAUGAAAUUUUCCUAGAAAAAACACAGAAUUACAGUUUUUAGAUUUAAAAAACUAUGUGAAUAAAACCAAUUGUAAAAUUGUUCAUAGUGUCUGUGAUCACCAAACAAAAGCCAAAUAAAUCUUGAUUAUGAAAGGA